AAUAAAUUAAAAAAAAAAAAUAGGGAAGCUUGGAACAGCCCUUCUCUUUGAGUAAAAUAUUAACUGGCUCUUACGGCGUAACUGAUUAAAUUUUCUUUAGGACAAAGUUACAUCUGAUCUUGGGCAAAGAAGCCUUUGGAAAUGGGUGUAGCUGCUUCCCUGGAAAAAGCAGAAGAGCCCAGCCCUCACAGCAUGGGAGGCUUCUCCCCCCUGCCCAGCCAGGAACCCUGCACAACCUCCCAAUUUAAUUUAUUCUUGUUUUCCCCCUGUACUGUCUUGGUGUGUGUGAUGGUUAAAUGUUAGCUGGGGCUGGCUCACAGCACCAUGCUGGCCCUGUGAUAAACACUAUCCCUGCUGCCCUGCCCGGCCACACUCCCUGCUCCUGUCCCCAGCACGUUGGGAGCCAAGCAGCAGGCAAAGUUCAGGGCUUGUUUGUGCAGGGGAGAUAAGGUGAGGACGCCCAGCAGCGUGCAGGGCUGUUACUCAUUUAUGAGAGAUCAUUGUUUGCCUUGUCGUAAGGAGAUUUCUCCUCCACUCUGCUUUCCUAUCCCAGGUGCAGCAGCUCUUGUGGCUUGUGCAUGAUUCCAGACUCGUGUCCCCAUGUGGAGGCUUGGGGAAGAGUCCCUGUAACUUCCAGAGUGGCCCUGCUCCCACUGGUGGGAUGGCAAGCUGUCAGCAUAGGGCUGGCCAUGGUACUUUGGUGCUCCAGGUGUGACCCCAUCACUUUGCCCAAAGCUUGGUGGGUUUGGCUCAUGCUAGACAUGGUGUAACCAAAACAAAUUCUUUCUUUUUGAUGUCCAUCUGCACUCACCUGCCUUGCAUUGCUGUGCUGUCAUUCAUGGGCAGACCCUCUCUCUGUACAGGGCUUGUCCUGGAAACAGGAAUAACAUGGAGUGAGCCUGCUCUGGGAUCUGCUCCCCAAGGAGCUCAGUCCUGCAUGCAGCACCCUGCCUGCACCCAGGGUUGGAAGCCCUUGGGUGCUCUGUGCAGGUCUCGAGCCUAGGGGACAGUGGGGCAGCAGGGAGAAACAUUUCCCAUCUGCCUCAUUCCCGGAAUGCUCUGGGGCAGCAGCCUCUGCAGGUGUGAGGUGUGCAGGUCUGAAACCCCUCGAAUGAACCAGCACUUUAAUGCAAGCUCCAGAACUGUGUCUGAAUCCACAUCCAGCCCCUCACUUUUCCUUUUCAGCCCUGAAGCCCUUUUCACUUUGGUUUUAUCUCCCCUCUUCCUGGGACUCAGCAAAUUAUUUGCUUCAGGGAAAUUGUCUGCAUUGAACAUGUUUGAGCAGCUUCUCUACAGGGUCAGGAGGGUUUGGUGGCCAGCCCUGUCCCCGAGAGCUGGAGAGCCCGUGCCGAGGAUUGGCUGUGCCGGCCUGGCAGCAGCGCCUGAGGCGGCUGCCCUUGCCGAGAGAGCAGGAAGAUGAGUGGAGCUCCGGCACAUCUCCUGACAACUCUCUUCAUGGCAGCGGCAGCCGUGGGCUACCAUCGCUCUGCCACCGACCUGGAUGCCACCCCCAGGACAACGGUCUCCUUUGAUGAGCUGUCGGGAGUCCGGCACUUCAAUGCACACACCCUCAACUACAGCACCCUGCUGCUGGAGGACGACCGGGGCAUCCUCUACGUGGGCGCCAGGGGAGCCAUCUUCGCCCUCAACUCCAGUGACGUGGCCGACGGCUCCCACCACACGAUCCACUGGGAAGCCUCCCCUGAGAAGCAGAUGGACUGCCUGCAGAAGGGCAAAAACAACAAGACCGAGUGCUUCAACCACGUGCGGUUCCUGCAGCGGCUGAACAGCACCCACCUGUACGCCUGUGGGACCUACGCCUUCCACCCGCUCUGUGCCGCCAUCGAUGCAAACAGGUUCAUGUUGCCGUCCCACUUUGAGGAAGGCAAGGAGAAGUGUCCAUAUGACCCUGCCCGUGGCUACACCGGCCUCAUUGUGGACGGAGGCUUGUACACAGCAACACGCUACGAGUUUCGGAGCCUCCCUGACAUUCGGAGGAACCUGCACCAGAGGCCACUGAAAACAGAGGAGUCCCCGCUGCACUGGCUGAAUGAUGCCGAGUUUGUGACCUCUGUGCUGGUCCGGGAGAGCAAGGACAGCCCUGUGGGUGAUGAUGAUAAAAUCUACUACUUCUUCAUGGAGCGGGCAGGAGAGGAGACCACAUCCUUCUUUGACAAGAGUCAGGUGGCCCGAGUGGCACGGGUGGCCCGCGUCUGUAAGAGUGAUGUUGGGGGCAAGAAGAUUCUGCAGCGCAAAUGGACGUCCUUCAUGAAGGCACGCCUGGUCUGCUACAUCCCCUACUACGAGGUGCUGCGCAGUGUCUGCAGCCUGGAUGGGGGCAACUGGGCCAGCACUGUCUUCUAUGCUGCCUUCACACUCUCAGCACAGUGGAGGACCAUGGAGGCCUCAGCUGUGUGCCGCUACAACAUCUCGGCAGUGCAGCGUGCCUUUGAGGGCCCCUACAUGGAGUACCAGGAUUGGGCUCGCAAAUGGUCCCGCUACGACGGUGCAGUGCCCGAGCCCCGGCCCGGCUCCUGCAUCACGGACCACUCCCGCAGGAAGGGCUACAACUCCUCGCAGGACCUGCCCAACAGUGUCCUGGACUUUGUCAAGCUGCACCCGCUCAUGUUUGAGGAGGUGAAGCCAGCCGGCGGGGAGCCGCUCCUGGUGAAGAAGAACGUGGUGUACAGCCAGCUGGCUGUAGACAGGGUGCAGGCCCUGGACGGCCGCUCAUACGAUGUGCUCUUCAUGGGGACGGGGGAUGGCUGGAUCCACAAGGCUGUGGUGGUGAACUCUGGCAUCCACAUUGUGGAGGAGGUGCAGGUGUUCAGGGACCUGCAGCCUGUGGAGAGCCUGGUGAUCUCCCACAAUCAGAGGAGCCUGUAUGUGGGAGCAGCCAGCGGGAUUGUGCAGGUGCCCCUGGCCUCCUGUGCCAGGUAUGCCUCCUGCUAUGACUGCAUCCUUGCCCGGGACCCCUACUGUGCCUGGGAUGGCAGGGCAUGCCGCACCUUCGCCACCACAGACAGCUCAGGGCUGGUGCAGGACAUUCAAAGUGGCAACAAGGGAUGCCGGAGCAGCUCUGGACGGGUGCGUGUCCCCACAGGUUCCCUGCUGUGGAAGAACCGGACAGUGCUGCAGGGGGACGAUGUGCUGCUGCCCUGUGACCAGCGCUCCAACCUGGCCCGAGCUGUGUGGCUGCUGAACGGCAGCGAAGUGCUGGGCACGGGGCAGGACCGGCUGCGUGUGGGGGUGGAUGGGCUGCUGGUGACGGACACGCUGCCCCAGCACAGCGGCGAGUACCGCUGCUACGGGGAGGAGCAGGGUCUCCGGACACUGCUGGCUGCCUACAGCCUCACCGUGCUGCCCGAGCUGCCCCGCAGCCCUACGGCUGCCCCAUCGCCUCAUGCUGCCAGCCAGGCAACCAAUGACACAAAGGUGGCUUACAUCUCCGCCAUCGUCACCUUGGUGGUGCUCUGCACCGUGCUCAGCACCAUCCUCCUGUACAUGUCUUGCUUGGAGAAGCGCAAGGGCAAGUACGUGCUGGGGGAGCCGCGGCCAGCCAGCGUGGAGCUGCAGACCGUCUCAGCCAACUGCCUGCGCAAGGGCCACCGAGAGGAGGAGGAGGAAGAGCUCACCUACCCUGAUGGCUGCCUGCGGAUCAUCCCUGGCGAGGCACCCACAGCUGCCACCUCCCCAGUCAAGGAGCUGCCGGCUGCCGUGCCCCCAGUGCCGCCCCCACUGCCGACCGAGCUCACCAACGGUGUGGGGGCUCUGCCCAAUGUCCUCCGCAAGAUGAAUGGCAACAGCUACAUGCUGCUGCAGCAGCAGGAGGAGCCACUGGCCUCCCCACUCUACAGUGCAUCCUUCACCGAGGAGCUCAGCAAAAUUUUGGAGAAGCGAAAACACACGCAACUGGUGGAAAAGCUGGACGAGAGCUCCGUGUAGGGGCUGGGGAGGGGGGUCCUGCCAGUGGGACCCUCCUCCCCUCCAGCCCCUUUUCCCACCCUUUGCCAGCAGUGUUACAAGACUCAGGCAAAACUACCUCCUGGAUGGCAGAGCUGGGCCGGGCCCGGGCUCGGCCACUCCUUUGGCUUUUCAUUCACUUUUAAGACUCGCUGUACAGAAAAAAAGUAUCUAUUUAAAUUUGGAGCUCUAUUUAUGUAUAAAAACUCACUGACGGUGGCCACGAGCUGGAGACAGGAGCUGGCACCUGGCUGAAGGUGGACACCAUGGGAAAGGAGAGUUUUUGUCUGUUCAUCCAGGCGUGAGAGACACUGUUGUGGGUGUGUGGACUUGGCCAGCCCUGAUGGGCAUCUUUUGGCACACAGGAGCUGGACAGCUGCGGAGAGGGUAUCCCCUCUGGGAGAGGAUGGUUUGGCGAGGGACAAGAGAUAGGGAGAGGAGCUGAUGUCCUGAAUACCCUGGAGCAGCUGGUGAAGGGGCAUGUGCCCACUUCGAAGAGGCCACAGGGCAGUGGAUGCAGCAGCAGAGAGCAAGAUGCACUGGCAGUAGGACUGGCAGCCACCACCGUGCCCUACAGCGUGACAAGGGACCAGUGCACCAUCCACAUGCCUGUGGUAUCUGCAGUGCCCCUGUGACUCCAAGCACAAAGCGUCUCUGCCCUCCUGUGCAGUGCUGCUGGUGAACUGGGGUUCAGGCACAGCCCUGUCACCCACGGGAAAAUGCGUGGGCAGGGAAAUGUCCUCACACAGUGAGAAAGAACCUUGGACAAGGGCCUGCCUCCCUCUGGAGCCUUCUCUCAUGGCACUUUCCAGGAGAAGCCAUGGUCCCUAAAUCCUCUCAACUGUUUCUGCUUCUGCCACCUCCUGGGGGAACCUGAGAGACAGGGGUGACAAAAGCAUCUGAUGCUCCAGGGACAGUGUGGUGACACUGGAGAAGCUGGGGAGGGACACGUCCUCCCUGUGUUCCUUGCUCGUACCUCCAUGACCAGGACGUUGCCAAGGGCUCAGCUCUGCAGGGGAAACAGGAGAGGGGUGAAAACCCCUGGGGUCCCUCAUGAGCUACAGCUCAGGCCUCCAACUCCAGGAGAGUGAGGCUUAGCAGGAAAAGGCAAGAGUUGCACACUCUGCCACCCUGCCCCAGCCCUUGUUUUUGCUGCAAGGGGGCGUGAGCCACCCCCAAGGACUACCCCAAGGACCACCCCCAAUGCCCAAGGAGGGGCAUCACUCUGUGUCUGGCACUCCUCAUGCACAGCUCCCCAUUCCCCCCAGCAAUAAAAAUGGCUCUGUCUGGA
Messenger RNA from Cyanistes caeruleus (blue tit), 5254 nucleotides. Lineage: Eukaryota; Metazoa; Chordata; Aves; Passeriformes; Paridae. The record is from RefSeq and is a predicted model, not a curated record.